UUAGAACAAAUGUCUGCUGUAGCAACUGCAUCAGUAACAACGCCCCGUCAAAGUCCUCGAGAUAAAGCAAUCGCGGACUAUAGAAAAAAACUACUCGAACACCGGGAAACAGAAUCCAAACUCAGAGAAAUCCGGGAGCAACAAAAGGAGCUGUCCAAACAGUUUGACAAGUCCGAGAAUGCAUUGAAAGCGCUUCAAAGUGUUGGCCAAAUUGUUGGAGAGGUUCUCAAGCAAUUGACACCAGACAAGUUUAUUGUCAAAGCAACAAAUGGUCCGCGCUACGUAGUUGGAUGUAGACGAGCAUUAGACAAAAGCAAGCUUAAGUCGGGAACAAGGGUUGCUCUUGAUAUGACUACUCUCACAAUAAUGCGAUAUCUGCCUAGAGAAGUUGAUCCAUUGGUAUAUAACAUGACGCAUGAAAGUCCUGGAGAUGUGUCGUAUACGGAAAUCGGAGGUCUUGGGGAACAAGUGAGGCAGCUGCGAGAAGUCAUUGAAUUGCCUCUGAUUAACCCUGAGUUGUUUCAACGCGUAGGCAUCACUCCGCCCAAAGGUUGCCUGCUUUAUGGGCCUCCAGGUACUGGAAAGACGUUGCUUGCCAGAGCCGUUGCUUCACAGCUGGACGCAAACUUUUUGAAGGUAGUUUCAUCGGCUAUCGUUGACAAGUACAUCGGGGAGAGCGCUCGGUUGAUCCGAGAAAUGUUCAAUUACGCCCGAGAUCACCAACCAUGUGUUAUUUUUAUGGACGAAAUCGAUGCAAUCGGUGGCCGAAGGUUUUCUGAGGGAACUUCUGCUGAUCGAGAGAUCCAGCGAACUCUAAUGGAAUUGCUCAACCAGAUGGACGGAUUUGACACCCUUGGGAAAGUUAAAAUGAUAAUGGCCACGAACCGGCCAGAUACUCUGGACCCAGCUCUGUUACGACCAGGCCGACUCGAUAGGAAAAUCCAAAUUGACCUGCCCAAUGAGCAAGGACGACUGGAUAUCAUCAAAAUUCACUCAGCCAAAAUUACAAAGCACGGAGAUAUUGAUUUUGAAGCACUGACAAAAUUGUCUGAUGGAUUUAAUGGAGCGGACUUAAGAAACGUCUGCACCGAAGCAGGAAUGUUUGCAAUUCGUGGAACCCGAGAUUACGUCACCCAGGAAGAUUUUAUGAAGGCUGUUCGAAAAGUGAACGAGGCGAAAAAAUUGGAGACGAAACUAGACUAUAAGCCAGUGUAAAUUUGCUGAACUGUGAAUUGGUUGAUGUUAUUAAAGCUGUUGCUUUAAUGAUGAGAAGAAAGAAACAAAUAAAUUGUCUGAUUGAGCCUUUAAGUGAAUUUAUUAUUAGUUAUCGA
Messenger RNA from Symsagittifera roscoffensis, 1331 nucleotides. RefSeq names its product 26S proteasome regulatory subunit 10B. The record is from RefSeq and is a predicted model, not a curated record. Gene Ontology annotation, cellular component: cytosolic proteasome complex; proteasome regulatory particle, base subcomplex. Bases 10 to 1215 code for a protein of 401 amino acids. Gene Ontology annotation, molecular function: proteasome-activating activity; ATP hydrolysis activity; ATP binding. Lineage: Eukaryota; Metazoa; Xenacoelomorpha; Acoela; Convolutidae. Gene Ontology annotation, biological process: positive regulation of RNA polymerase II transcription preinitiation complex assembly. The transcript is spliced from 2 exons.